This is a messenger RNA of Rotaria sordida, 408 nucleotides long. The record is from the annotation of a GenBank genome assembly. Lineage: Eukaryota; Metazoa; Rotifera; Eurotatoria; Philodinida; Philodinidae.
AUGUUUGCUAUUUAUAUUAAAUUAUCUAAUGAUCAAUUCGAAUGUGUUUCCCCACCAAUAUAUUCAGAUCUUAUUAAAGAAACCUACCACGCUCAGUCAGUUAUUGUUGAUAGUAUUUUUCCUAAACAAGUUUGUGAAAGAGGUGGUCAAAUGAUCUUUAUUCAACUGAAUGAAGCAAUGAAAAAGCAUCACUUAGAUAUAAAAUGUAAUGAUAAAAAACUUAAUGAUAAUGAUUUUCAAAUUACUGAAACAAUUUUAUCAUUCGAAUCACCUGUAUGUAUCCAAGGCAGUAAAUAUCUUCAUAUAAUUAUACGUAAGAACAAUAGUCAAGAUCCAAUGGAUUUUAAAUUGCCAUAUCAUUCUCAUGAUAAUCAUUCUGAUCCAUGUGGAGUGAUUAAUGAAGAUUAA